ACAUAAACAUGACUCCAAAGGUGUUUGAAGGUGUUGGAGUGAUGCCACAAGUGCCGCAUGGAGCAGUGCAAUUACCGCCGGCGUCGCCGACAGUUCAAGAUGAAUCGGAAUCAGAUGACAGUGACGAGGAAUUACUCGUGUCGAGAAUAAUGCCAUGGUAUCGACAUAAAUAUUUCUACCGUUUCCUCGUACCACCGACAGUCACCAGAAAUUUCAUAAAAAUGUUCAUGCGGCCGGCAAGCCUGGACAUAGUGACCGGGCUGCGUAUAUUAACAUACGCAGGAACGAGAGCAACUACUUUGACCCUACAUGGGUACCGAGAAGUGAUUAUGGAAUAUCUGUUAGCCAACGGAGAUUACUUCCGUCAUCGUAAUGGAAGACAGAAUGGUGAAAUGCAAUUCUUAACUGACAAUGAGGGUGCGGGCAUCAUAAUAGGAGCUGGGGGAGCGGGAAUCCGUGCCUUAAGGGACAGAAACAUAUGCAUUCACGUUGCAAGACGAUUUCUGCCCAGAUCAAGGGAACGCAUCGUCGGAAUACGAGGUGGUCGGGUGGAUGCGUGUGAAACGCUGUUCCGAAAUCUGGAAAGUGGAUGCGCUCGUGAGCAGUGGCAUAUUCCAUCAGGAUGGGAUGGGGAAUUCAGCAUCAAUUGGACAGAAGGGGAACCAGCAUAACGAGGGUCCAUAAGCAUGCAAUUCAAAACGUGU
Molecule: messenger RNA, 704 nt
Organism: Bradysia coprophila
Lineage: Eukaryota; Metazoa; Arthropoda; Insecta; Diptera; Sciaridae
Molecular function (GO): RNA binding
Source: RefSeq, a predicted model, not a curated record